AUGGCUUGCGUCAGUUCACCAAGCAGAUGGAAUAUACGUGCUCGAUGGUUGGAUGGAUGGGCAGGCGGUCUACCGCCAGUAGCCCGAAAACAGCUGUGUGGUGCCGUUAGCCAACAGAAAACUAACAUCUGCCCAUGCCCAGAAAUGUUUCAAUGCCCACUUAAUCCACGCAUAUGCCGACAACAACAUUCUCUCUCCUGCCGCAAAAUCAUGCCAGCAGCAGCUGCACGACAUUAUAUUUGUGCACAAAUGCUCGGCUAUACGCGAUUUCCAGGAGAUCAGUUGUAG
This is a messenger RNA of Gongylonema pulchrum, 288 nucleotides long. The record is from the annotation of a GenBank genome assembly. Lineage: Eukaryota; Metazoa; Nematoda; Chromadorea; Rhabditida; Gongylonematidae.